GCAGUUUAAGAUUCAGCAAGUCCAAGACCCUGCCUGGGGCUCACUGCUGGGAUUCAUAAGGAAGCAAUAUUAAUAUCCCCACGUCUCAGCCCUGGUCAGUGCCGAUUCCCCACCACCUGCAGCUCCCCACCCGAUCACAGGCACAGGAUCUUCCUUCCCAGCCAACAUAGGAGACUGAGCCAGUGUGAGUUCAAACACAGGGCUCAACAUGACAACUCUCAACCAAAGCAGCUUUGAUCCUAUAACGUUCAUUCUGACCGGCAUCCCGGGCAUGGAAGAGUCUCACAUCUGGAUCUCUGUCCCCGUCUGCCUGAUGUACGUUGUUGCACUUUUUGCCAACUCGGUUUUACUCUUCAUCAUCAUAACAGAGCGCAGUCUCCAUGAGCCCAUGUACCUUUUCCUCGCCAUGCUGGCGGUCGCUGAUCUGCUGUUAUCCACGACUACCGUGCCCAAGAUGCUGGCCAUAUUCUGGUUUAGUGCCAAGGAGAUUUCUUUUGAUGCCUGCGUUACCCAGAUGUUCUUUACCCAUUUUAGUUUCAUCGCAGAGUCAACCGUUUUGCUGGCCAUGGCAUUUGACCGGUAUGUUGCCAUCUGUUACCCUCUGAGAUACCCAACUAUCCUCACUCACUCAGUGAUAGGGAAAAUAGCUGUGGCGGCUGUUCUUAGAGGGUUAUGUAUAAUGUUCCCACCUAUUUUCCUCCUUAAGAGGCUACCGUACUGUGGACACACCGUUAUGCCUCACACGUACUGUGAGCACAUGGGCAUAGCCCGGCUGGCCUGUGCUGAUAUAACAGCCAACAUCUGGUACGGGUUCACCACAACUCUGCUGUCGUCAGGGCUGGACGUCAUGUUCAUUGCUGUGUCUUAUGGGCUGAUCCUCAGGGCCGUCUUCCAGCUCCCGUCCAAGGACGCCCGGCUCAAGGCUCUCCGCACCUGCGGCUCCCACCUCUGUGUCAUCCUGAUGUUCUACACACCGGCCUUUUUCUCCUUCCUCACUCACCGGUUUGGCCACAGUAUCCCUGGGCACAUUCACAUCCUCCUGGCCAAUCUCUAUGUGAUUGUUCCCCCCAUGCUAAACCCCAUCGUCUAUGGCGUGAGAACGAGACAAAUCCGGGAACGAGUGACUCGCAUGGUCUCCCAGGCCUGGGGAUUUCACUGCUUCUGCGGCUGGAGGGGAUGUUGACCUGCACAUAAUGCCGAGACGCGGACUGGGAAUGAGCAAUUGGUGCUGAGUGCUGCUGCAGGGCCACGACCAGCAGGUUCCUUCUAAAUGAAACCAGAUUGCUUCAAAGGAGGGUUUUCAGGAGAUGGGAGCCUGAUUCUUCUGGACUUUUAAUCACUGGAGGUUCCUCCUGUGGUGUUUGCUUCCUGUGGUUCAGAUGAACCAUCAGAUGCUCCCCUCCAGCACAGAUCAGAUGCAGAACAUUCAGAAAACAGUGAGGACUGUCAAGAUCUCUGUGCCUGUGAUCUUCUAUAAACACACCUGUCACUGUCUGCCCCUUCCACCCAUUUGUCUGUUUAUUCACCUGUAGUGCACUGUCUUAAUCUUAGACUGUCAGCACUCUGAGGUGCAGGCUGUCUUUGUGUUAUCAGGAGACUACCUAGCACAGUGGGGCCCUGAUCUCUGAUUGAAGUCCUCAGGCAUUAGUUGGAUACAGAUAACAGUCAUAUCAUAUGAUGGUGACAACACUCUUUCCAUUCCACUAGUACCGCUGGAGGGUGUUAAACAGCAGCUACUGAAGUUGGACAUUUUUAAAUUAGCAGGUAUAGAGAAAACGCAACCAAGAGUUUUAAAAGAGCCAUCUCAGAUGCUCAGUGGACCAUUAAUGUUGAGAAGUUCCAGAAGACUGGAAGAAAUCGAAUGUUGUGCCAAUUUUUAAAAAAGGCAAAGGGGAUGACCCAGAUAAUUAUAGACCUGUCAGUCCGACAUUGAUCCUGGGCAAGAUAAUGGAGUGGGCGAUAAAGGAUUUGAUUAAUAAAGAAUUAGAGGGUAAUAUAAUUAAUACCAAUCAACAUUAGUUUAUGGAAACUGGAGCCUGUCAAACUAAUUUGAUAUCUUUUUUUGACGGAUGCAGGAGGCUUGGGUUCUAUUCCCAGCUUUGCCUCAGAUCUGCUGGGUGAUCUUGGGCAAGUCACUUCCCCGUUCCAUGGCUCAGUUUCCCCAUUGGUAAAGGGGGGAGAGGUAAUGCUACCGAUCGCCUUUGUAGCACAAGAUCUGCCACUGAAAAGCAGUGUGAAACACUAGGAACAAUGUUUCACAUGCACUCUGGAGAGGAGCAAAUGAAUUACUAGAAGCAGGGCAGGGGCAAAUCAGGCUCAUGGAACCUAUGAAGAGUGAAGGUGGCUUGGGUUUAUGUUUAGAGCAUGAAAGCCCCCAGUUGUUCAAAUUCCCUCUGUGCUAGAUCUACCGAAACCUCUGCUGAUCUAGGCAAACCCUGGCCCAUCCCCCUCCAGGGCAGAAGGGCCUGUCUGGGGUGAACACGGUUCCAUUCUGUUGGUGGCAUUGUUGAGAGAUCUGGUGCAAGAUAUCUGCACCCGUAUCUACCUCAUCAAUGUGCCAGGACCCUCUGCUUCAGGGUUGUAGGGCAAGACAGUGGACCUGUUGCUUCACAGAUCUACCACCAUCAAUUUCUCCCUGCCCCCCAAGGAAGGAGAGCACAGCAGUGACUCUGAAGGGAAGGUUCCUUCCCCUGGUGCUGAUAAACUCUCUGUGCCAUGCCCGGUGGCUCUGAAUCAUAGAAUAUCAGGGUUGGAAGGGAUCUCAGGAGGUCAUCUAGUCCAACCCCCUGCUCAAAGCAGGACCAAUCCCCAGGCAGUUUUUUACCCUACUUCCCUAAAUGGCCCCCUCAAGGAUUGAGCUCUCAAUCUUGGGUUUAGCAGGCUCAAACCACUAAGCUAUCCCUCCCCUCCUUUUUAAGGGGAGGGGGAAGCAUAGGGGACAAAAGAUUUAUGUCAUCUAGUGAGAUGGCAACGUGGGCUGGGAAAGGAUUAGAUGUGGCCCAUAAUGAAGUUCCUCUAGGGUGCAGGAAUGGAGGGGGCAGACAGGAUUGCAUCACAGAGAAGGGGAAAAAACAAGAUGGCGGCAUCUCCAACAGCACCAGGAUAGCUGCCUGCAGACCCCAGGAGCAUUACCCUAAGGGGCUCAGAGGUGCUCGAAUGACAGCCCAGCCCCUUUUUGGUCCUCACUCUUCCUGGGCCAAGCAGAGGCGAAAAGCACCCUUGGGAUGGGAUUUUCACAAACCCUAAGUGACGUAGAAGCCACAGCCCCAUUGAAAGUCAAGUCAAGCCAAUGGAACGUGUAGGCCCAUUUGAGACUCUCUGCAAAGACAAAGACACUGCAGAGGAGAUGUUGGAGCUUAUUUUCCUACUAUAUUUAUUGAGGUUUACAACAGCUGAACUUCCACACAAAUGUUCCUUUGUGUAAUUCAAAGGCCACUUGGUCAUAAUUAUACCCAGUGUACAAGCAUAAAUGUAUUCACCUAUAUUCUGUACCCACCAGCAUACAGUUAUAAGUACCAGCAGGAUCAGGCCUGGGAAAAACCUUUCCAUCAUGGUGCUCUCCAGAGGGGUA
Messenger RNA from Gopherus flavomarginatus (Mexican gopher tortoise), 3571 nucleotides. Its product is annotated as olfactory receptor 52B2-like. Gene Ontology annotation, biological process: G protein-coupled receptor signaling pathway. The record is from RefSeq and is a predicted model, not a curated record. The transcript has 2 exons. The coding region runs from base 209 to 1183 and encodes 324 amino acids. Gene Ontology annotation, molecular function: olfactory receptor activity; G protein-coupled receptor activity. Lineage: Eukaryota; Metazoa; Chordata; Testudines; Testudinidae. Gene Ontology annotation, cellular component: membrane.